AUGAAUGCCGAAGGGGGAUCAUCCGGGCUGGCCAAAUCAGCCGCUGUAAAACUGUCCGAGAUGGGCGAAAGAACCAAGAAGUUAGGCACCGCGAUGAAAGAUCCUCACCAGCAAAGAAGGAUCAUAUUAGUGAUUGUUUGCGUUGCUCUCCUGCUGGACAAUAUGCUCUACAUGGUAAUCGUGCCAAUUAUUCCAGACUAUCUUGCUGAGCUGGAGAAUGAGCAGUCAGAGCACGUCCACGAAGUGAUGCAUCCCAACAGUUCAACCAACAGCACAAGCCAAGACAAAAGCAACAAGGACAAUUUAGAUGUCCAGAUAGGAGUACUUUUUGCGUCUAAAGCCAUCCUGCAGCUGUUAGUAAACCCGCUGUCGGGAACUUUCAUAGACCGGGUUGGAUAUGACAUACCACUUUUAAUUGGACUGACUGUCAUGUUCGUUUCCACUUGCAUAUUUGCUUUUGGGGAGAACUAUGCGACGCUCUUUGCUGCCAGAAGUUUGCAGGGUCUGGGGUCUGCUUUCGCUGACACCUCUGGAAUUGCCAUGAUAGCCGACAAAUACACCGAGGAGGCAGAGAGAAGCAAGGCGCUUGGCAUUGCUCUGGCGUUUAUCUCUUUCGGGAGUCUGGUGGCGCCUCCCUUCGGGGGUGUCCUGUACGAGUUUGUGGGCAAGAGAGUGCCCUUCAUCGUGCUCGCCUGCAUUUGCCUGGCUGACGGCUUUCUGUUGCUCACCGUGAUCAAGCCGUUCUCCAACAGGACUAGAGAGAACAUGCCAGUCGGCACCCCUAUAUACAGACUCAUGAUUGAUCCGUACAUAGCUGUGGUAGCCGGGGCGCUGACAGUGUGCAACAUCCCCUUGGCUUUUCUUGAGCCCACCAUAGCCAACUGGAUGGAGACCACCAUGCACUCCUCACAGUGGGAAAUGGGACUCACGUGGCUCCCUGCCUUCUUUCCUCACGUCCUCGGUGUGUACAUAACAGUUAAAUUGGCAGCACAGCAUCCACAUUUGCAGUGGUUCUACGGAGCUUUGGGUAUGGUUAUCAUAGGGGCAAGCUCCUGCACAGUUCCGGCAUGCAAAACUUUUGGGCAGCUCAUCGCGCCGUUGUGCGGCAUUUGUUUUGGCAUCGCACUUGUAGACACUGCCCUGUUGCCGACACUCGCUUUUCUGGUUGACGUGCGUCAUGUUUCAGUGUAUGGUAGUGUUUAUGCUAUAGCGGAUAUUUCCUAUUCUGUCGCAUAUGCCAUGGGUCCUAUAGUAGCCGGCCAGAUAGUGCACAAUCUCGGGUUUGUACAACUUAAUCUGGGUAUGGGUCUCGUCAAUGUGCUUUACGCACCAGCCCUGCUGCUGCUGCGCAACGUGUGCCAAAUGAAACCGUCCUACUCAGAGAGAGAUAACCUGUUAGAAGAAGCUCCGCAGGGGCUGUACGAUACUAUCAAAAUGGAGGAGAGGAGAGGUAAAAAGAAGAGUUACAGUUCGGCAGGGAAUUGCCUUCCAGUAGAUGAAAAUGGGUUUGACCCCUUUAGAGCACAACGGUCCGUGUCAGAGGAGUCGUCCGGUCCCGAGUAUACUUAA
This is a messenger RNA of Thunnus maccoyii (southern bluefin tuna), 1569 nucleotides long. Its product is annotated as probable vesicular acetylcholine transporter-B. The transcript has a single exon. Gene Ontology annotation, biological process: transmembrane transport; xenobiotic transport; chemical synaptic transmission. The record is from RefSeq and is a predicted model, not a curated record. Bases 1 to 1569 code for a protein of 522 amino acids. Gene Ontology annotation, cellular component: membrane; AP-2 adaptor complex; AP-1 adaptor complex. Lineage: Eukaryota; Metazoa; Chordata; Actinopteri; Scombriformes; Scombridae. Gene Ontology annotation, molecular function: xenobiotic transmembrane transporter activity; acetylcholine transmembrane transporter activity.